AUGGCUAGCUUUUUUGUUGUAAAACUGUUGUUAAAGCCACCUCUCUUUUUCUCUUCCACAGUUCCACUUUAUAUUUUCCUUUUUUUUUUGUCUUGCAGGGAAGAUAUUGCAGUUGAAACACCCGCUCCGGCUCUCGGAGAGCCCAUGGAUUUGAUGACUGCUUUGCAGCUUGUGUUGAAGAAAUCGGCAGCUCAUGAUGGGCUCGCGAAGGGACUCCGGGAGGCUGCAAAAUCAAUUGAGAAGCACGCAGCGCAGCUCUGUAUACUUGCUGAGGAUUGCGACCAGCCCGACUAUGUGAAGCUGGUUAAAGCUCUCUGUGCGGACCAUAAUGUUCACCUGGUCACAGUGCCUAGUGCUAAAACUCUUGGCGAAUGGGCGGGGCUUUGCAAAAUUGACUCGGAGGGAAAAGCAAGGAAAGUUGUAGGGUGCUCCUGUGUGGUUAUCAAGGAUUACGGAGAAGAAUCAGAGGGUCUUAAUAUAGUUCAGGAGUAUGUCAAAUCACACUGAGAGAUGGUCCUUUAUUAUAUCCACUCAACUUAGAGGAAAAAAAUGCUUUAAGCUGUUGUAGCGCUCUUAGAGUAAUGAGCAUGGAGUUUUGCGGCUCGGAACAUUAUUUGUUUUCUUUAAGUGUGACCUAAGAUUCUUAACUCGGUAUUUUAUUCAGUGAUUAGCAUUUUAUGCUGGGACGGUUUGCUUAAUGCCUUGCAGCAAAUUAUGAUGAGACAAAUAGUGUUCUUUAUCUACUUUCUCAUCCUUUAUUUUUUUUUCCUUGUGGAUUAUCAUAACAUUAGUUUGCUGUUUCCGUAAUUGGCUAAUUUAUAUAAUCAAAAUGUCUAAA
Molecule: messenger RNA, 838 nt
Organism: Ananas comosus (pineapple)
Lineage: Eukaryota; Viridiplantae; Streptophyta; Magnoliopsida; Poales; Bromeliaceae
Product: 40S ribosomal protein S12-like
Exons: 4
Coding region: 1-507 (168 amino acids)
Biological process (GO): translation
Cellular component (GO): ribosome; cytosolic small ribosomal subunit
Molecular function (GO): structural constituent of ribosome
Source: RefSeq, a predicted model, not a curated record